UUUUGGUCUCGUGUCGUGUUUUUCUUCCUUCGUUUUCUUUUUCUUCUCCUUCAAGGUUUACUUCCUUUUUUUCUUGUCAUCUACCUUAUUUGUUUUCUUCCUCUUUAAGUUUCUGUUCUUGCAAUUUUUUGUCAUGUUUUUGUAUCUUGUUUCCCUCUUAGUAUCCAGCCUCUCCGUUCGUUCUUGUUCUCGUUUCCUUCCGCCUGUUAAAUUACGCGGCCCAAAAGCCACAGGUGAGACAUGAUAUGGCAUGGGUGCGAAAAUCAGACCGUGGCCAAUUUAAAACUUGCACCCGGCGCCAGAUUAGGGGGUUUCAGCUUACUAUUUUUGGCGUCGGAAUAUUUUGGUUGCCCUUUUCUUCGGUUCGGUUUUCUUUUGAGUGUGACCUUUUUGGCCCGGGUUUGGUUCCUGGUCUCCUGUGGCCCUUCAAAGAAACGGGGAUGUAUAAUAAAGACCCUCGUGUAUACUAAUGGUCCUAAGUCAUCAUAUUCAUUGCAGAUUUGGGGACAAUCGAGUUUAAUUGAAGGAAAAUACAAAUUAGAGCGGCAGCCGGGACAAAAGAAAGCACCGACAUUCCCGCAGCCGUUGGGCACAGGCUUCCAGGGCCUGGUUUGUCUAUGUUCAACAGUCAUGCUUAUAAGUCCAAACUUCUUGCAUUUGAAAAUUUCGACAAAAUCUUGUGAGCGGGUCUAUGAAACAAACAAAGCAUAGAUUCAGCCCUUGGUGCACGGACCCCUGUCCUCACCUAGCUUGUCAUUUGCCAAUGAGGCCGUGCGAACCGGAGCCUCACAAGGCCAAGCAGAUGAAUAAGUAGAUCGGCCACCAGUCUCCUAGCCUUCGUGUCGCAAUCAAUUCG
Metschnikowia bicuspidata var. bicuspidata NRRL YB-4993 is the source of this 856-nucleotide messenger RNA. RefSeq lists its product as uncharacterized. The record is from RefSeq and is a predicted model, not a curated record. The coding region runs from base 241 to 711 and encodes 156 amino acids. NCBI's taxonomy places the organism in Eukaryota, Fungi, Ascomycota, Pichiomycetes, Serinales, Metschnikowiaceae. The transcript has a single exon.